UAGCCGACUUCUGAAGUUAGGACGCCCAGCAAGAGUUGACGAGUAGAGUCGACCUGUAAAGGUUCGUGCGGAGUAUGAGUAACAAUACAACCCAUUAGGUAGCAACAUUUUAAGGCACGUGACGCGCCACCUGACGAUCCACCUGACGAUCCACCCGACGAUUCUGCGUGCACUGCCGUCGUGGCUUCGUCAGGAUGAGGGUGAAGCGGCAGCGCGAGGUGCGGCGCCACGUGCGCUUCUACCGCACGUGCUGCGGGUUCCGCGAGCCGUUCAAGGUGGUGUGCGACGGCACCUUCCUGCACCACGUCACGCGCUUGAAGCUCUCGCCGCCCGCCGCGUCGCUCCCAAAGUUGCUGGGCUUCCCCACGCGCGUCCACAUCACACGGUGCAUCUUGGCGGAACUUCAGCGGCUGGGGACGGCUUUAAGGACACGCGCUUUGCAGCCCGACAGCUGGAGAUUGCAAAGUGCAAUCAUGAAGCCAACCAAUCAGUGACAGCGUCAGAGUGCAUCCAGCAUCUGGUUACAGGUGGUAACCAGCAGCACUUCUUCGUUGCUUCACAGGACAUCGAGUUUAAGAAGCUUCUCAAGAAGGUUCCUGCAGUGCCAAUCAUCUCAGCCAACGGAACUUCAAUCUGCCUCGAGCCCCCAUCGCCUCUCGACCUCUCCCUCUCUAAGAAAGCUGAAUCUGCCCGGCUUGGGCUGCCCGGGCACGAGCAGCAGCAGCUGCUGCUGGCGCGGGCAGCCAAGCGAAAGAAAAAGAUUGAGGAGACGCAAAAGGGGCUAGUUCCGACCGUGGUGGAUGUCGGCUUUGCAGGGCAGAAGGGUGCAGUGGGGGGUGUGGAAGCAGCGACAGGGGAGGGAGGAGGAGAGGGGGAGGCUGGUGUUGGGAGUGAGAGAGAAGGGGAUGGUGGAGCAGGGGCUUUUGGGAAAGAGGAAGGGGGAGGGACAGGAGGUGUGGGUGGAGGGGUGGGAGGGGUGGAUGGCAACCCUUAUGGGUAUGAGUAUGAUUCUGCGGAGGAGGAGACAAAGCCGGAGUGGAAGCGGCUGGGGUAUGUGAAGGACCGAGCCAAGUUCAAGAGGAAGAGAGUGAAGGGACCUAACCCUCUGUCGUGCAAGAAAAAGUCUCGGCCGGCGCCCGUAGCAGGGAGUAACGAUAAGCAGGAAGGGGGGGAGGGAGCAGGGCCACGAAAGCGGCAAAGGAAAAGGCGUAAAGGGGGUCAAGCAAGUGAAGGGGUUGUGGUUGGUGAAAAUGGUGGCUCUGGUAGAUCUGAUUAGGUGAUGCCUACAAAUAAUGUUGAGCGUGGUGCCUAUGUCAACAAAAACGCUUUGCUUGUUAUCAAUGCUGUGUCUCGACGCCUAUUUUUUAACCUGGAAAAGGACUUU
Messenger RNA from Closterium sp. NIES-67, 1384 nucleotides. Lineage: Eukaryota; Viridiplantae; Streptophyta; Zygnematophyceae; Desmidiales; Closteriaceae. The record is from the annotation of a GenBank genome assembly.